GGCUCACAAAUAUCAUCGGCGACUCUAGCACCAUGGCUCAAGACUUUAACUGGAAUCUACAAGGGCUUAAUAAACUUGAAUUCACUGCCUACGCAAAUCUUCUUGCACUUCGAAAUGGUGGACAAGUUGAGCCAAUCUCCCUGGGCACAGAGCUGUCUGACGAAAACGAGUCUACUACCGACAGCGAUGCGAUUAGUAUAGACACAAGCUACCCUAAUCAGAUUUCAGAUUCAGGUUAUCAUCAACUGAAAACAAAGUUCCUGGAUUGUCUGGCGGAACUGGCUGCUAAUAGAAAAGGCGGCAAAUACGUUGCAUGUUCCAGUAUGAUGGAGGGCGAGGAGAAUGUGACGCUUUGGAUCACACGAAAUGGAGGCUUUCAGAUUGUGGACAACAUUUUCUUUGCCAAUUUGAGCAAGCAUUUAAGUGGUUUGUUCCACAGAAAAGACUGGACGAAUCGAACAGAUGAGGAGGUGCUUUGGAAUGAAUUGUUGGCGUAUUAUGAAGACCGUCUCGAAAACACAUAUAUUCCGAACCUAAGAUUGAGCCUUAAAGGCUGCAACACAGUAUUCAGUGAUGGCAACAACGACAAAUUCGCUACAGCACGUAACGAGCUCUCGGCUCUUCAAAAUUUGGCUUUUGCUAGGCUGAAGGCGGGUCAGACAUUGAUUGACAGACAUGGCAUGCUUACCACAAAAGCAUAUGAAUUACGAAAAAGUAAAGUCGUCGAGGAACUUCUCCAAACAUCUCCGAAGUCUACAAAGCAAACCAGGAAACUAUGGAUUGAUAUCUACUUUCUCAGUAGGCUUCGUGUCACACUUGAGAAGUUCAAAGAGGUUUCUCUUAAGCUCCCAAGUUUCAACAAUGUUACCAUAAUCCCAGUGACCGGUGAUAGGAUACCGCAAAAGGCGCUCAGGGAUGCACUCAAGCUAAGAGAGACCUUGAAUCUCCUUGAUCUCGCGACCGACACCUUGACAGUCGAAACUGUGAUCGGACCAAGCUGGACUGUUGCCAAGGCUGAGCGGGAGUACGGGAAAUUGCAAAAACAGGCUCUCAACAUACAUGCUGAGAUUCAAAUGAUUCUGUUCUUGAGUAGGAAUGAGCAGUUGUUGGAUCAGUCAUUCGACUAUUUUGGUUGCAGCAAAUACAGUUGUUUCAUGUGCUCACAGUUCCUCAAGGCACAUGGCAGGAUUGGCACAAGAGGUUGCCAUGGACGACUAUUCAAACCCUGGACGGUACCUGAAGCAACAGGACUGGCUUCUAGCCAGGUGAAUAGAGUAGUCAGAUCAGUGGUACAAGUGCAAAAGGAAAUUGAGAAAGAAUUGAAGUCGGGCUUCGAUAAAGCAAUACGACUAGAAAAAACAUCUGCUGUUGGCGGGAGCAGCAUAUUCAGUGACCACAAGGCUGAAAAGUCAGGUAAGCACCUGGUAGUAGAGCAGAGAAAAAAGAAAAUGGAGCAAGAAAGAGUCUCUGGGCUGUUCAAUAGAUUAUCGGUAGGGAAGAGUGAUGCCGCUUUCCUAGAGCCCACCCGGGGAAAUCCGCCAGGCGGCGCAUUUGCUGAGUCAAAUCAACUCGGUGAAUGUUAUACCUGCUAUAGAGUGACAUCGCGACAGUGCAGUAUCUGUAAUAAAGAUUUCUUUUGCAGUGAAUCAUGCGAAACAGAGACAAACGGGUCACAUUUAUUCACGUGUGCCAAGCGACCGCUCACCUCGGCUGAUUAUCUUUUCAGGAACAUUGUGGAGGAUACUAUCCCUAACGAGGGAGAUGUUCUUGAAGAUUUCGGCUUCAAUUGUCUAACAUCAUUUGCAGACCAUUGUAAGCUUCUAGGGCUUUACAAGGGGUUAUGGCUCGGCGGUGUCCCAGUUGAAGACAUUCACAAAUGGCAAGUUGAGGGUACCCUUAUCGCUAACAUUAAAAAAUACUUUUAUCAAAUUGAUGAAGCCUAUCGAGGGGGGCAUUUCCCGUGGUUUCUGGGCAAUCUACAUAUAUUGGAGAGACCACUAACUCAACAAGAGUCAACCCAGAAUAUGCUAGCCACAUUUUACGACCAGGCCCAAAUUUAUUUGGAUAAAGAAGACCAGCAUAAACAGCCAAUUCAAUUAGAACCCGAGGCCAAAAUGCUAUGCUAUGAACUUCUAGCGAUGGCUCUUCAUAUGGCAUGUCCAAAUCCAAUCCAAAAGAACUGGUACAACUUUGGUUUUUGCACCUGCGAUGACGAGCAAGAGGAAGGCGCGCUUGGGGGGCUCUACAAUCGAUUACUACUCGGGAACAAACUUUUUGAUGACCUUCGAGGCAAUAGUCAACACAUGGUUUAUGGUACCGCGCCGCUAACAGCUACCUUUACGGAAUUUUGGCAUGCAUACGAGUCUGGUACAUUAAUCAAACUCAUGGACUCCAAAGGUCUGAAAGAAACGCGAUCGAGAUUUAGGUUCCUGGAACAGUUUCUGUCAGUACCCCCCUCCGGCCCACAACCUUCAAUCUGGUCAUUGAAACAGUUCGUAGCCAUUGACAAUCCUGCUGAGUUUCUACCAAGUCCAACACUAGAAGUGGAUUAUGGGUUCAUAAAUUGCCAAACUUUUGAAGAGAUAUGCAUUUUGUUGGAGAUUUACAAGAGACUUCUGAAAGUGGCCAAUCCGCUAGCGCUUCACGAAGCUUGUUUGGACGGUAGACUUUUUGAGUUCGCAAAUUGGUUUCAUGAUAUGGAUGAGAGUCAUCGGAGAUUGAUGAGGAAUUUAUAUCCUUUGCGAUCGGAGCCAGAGUUGACCAGCGUACCGAAGAUUUUGCUUAUCCUCGUCAUUCUCUAUUCACUAUUUCUUUACACGAUGCAACAAGUAGUUCUAUAUAUUUCUCCUUCUGUUUGAAUGGAAUUAAGUUAAAUCUGGGUGCUGAUAUCUUCGACAUAGCUUACAAUCAAGCCCAAGACAAAAUCAGACACUGCGAAUUCCAUACCCAGACUGAGGCGAGGGUAAGAUCAGGCCAGACCAGAUCGGAUCUCGUUUGUGCAACCCCUCGCUUAUGUGACCAAGAUAAACAUAUUCCGAAUAUAAACUUAAUUUAACGACAAUCUGUCACAUACGACCAUAGACUGAAGAGAAUUGGGCAUCCCGUCCGCUCUGCCAUACACAAGCUUCAGAUCGGUGGAUUAGUAGUUGGGUGGGUGACCACCAGCGAAUCCCCACUGUUGUAUGUUUUUUUUUGCCAUUUUUUGUUUCUUUUUGCAAUUUCGGAGAAAUGUCACAGUCGAUGUUGGGGAGGGCGACGAAUAGCAGAUUCGUGACGUUGGAUUUCCAUUUUGGCUUUUAGUUCAGUAUGGCUUAAUGAUGAAUAACUUAACUACAUGUUUGAUGAUGGAGGAAGAGGACUGUUCUCGAGAGAGUUAAAGGCCUGUUUGUUGUGUGGUCAUCAAUACGUGAGAUGUUCCUGAUCAGGCCAUCUGUGUCUUGUAUUUGGGUUAGUCUCCCGGUACUAGUGCUCUAUUCAUAAUAAUUAUUAUUUUGCA
Botrytis cinerea B05.10 is the source of this 3496-nucleotide messenger RNA. RefSeq lists its product as hypothetical. NCBI's taxonomy places the organism in Eukaryota, Fungi, Ascomycota, Leotiomycetes, Helotiales, Sclerotiniaceae. Bases 33 to 2858 code for a protein of 941 amino acids. The transcript is spliced from 3 exons. The record is from RefSeq and is a predicted model, not a curated record.